AAAUUUGAGGGAAUUGUAGAAUGUGGGACCCAGUUGCCGGAGAUUCUUGCCGGAAUUUCACAUGUGGUAGUGCUACUCUAACUUUUAAUAUUUGUGUGGUAGUUGUUUUAAAUUUUUUUUUAAAAGGUAGUUGUUUGCAAAACGGGGACUUAAAUUGGUAGUUGUUUCCAAAAUUUCCUAUCUUUUAUAGAUUAACGGUAUUAUGGUCAAAGUUUUCAAAAUUUGACCCAAAAAAUGGCAAUGGGACAAAAAUAAAAAAGAGGGAGGGAGUAGUAGCUUCGUAAGUUCUGGUCUCUUUUGCUUGUUGGGGUUAUUGGCUAACUUUCUCUCUCUAGUUUCAUUUUUUCUAUACUGACCUUGCCCAUAUCUUCUGUCCAUAACUCGAUCCCAAAUUCACAAAUUUCUAACCUUGGGUUACCCUGUCCAAUUGUUCAUUAACGAAACUCCAAUUAGUGCCAAAGAUUUAAUAACCACACCACCGCCGUUAUAAUACCGUGGACUUCCAAAUCAAACGAAAAGAACAACAAAAAAUAGAGUCAAUUGAAAGACAUGGGAGAAGAAUCAAAACAACACCAACAAUGAGCAACAGAGGUGGAGGGAUGUUGGGCAACCAUCAUCACCCACAACAACAACAUCAUCACCAUCAACAACAACAGCAACAUCAACAACACUCCAACAACAGCAGCAACAAACCAGAAUGGCUGCAACAAUAUGAUUUGAUCGGUAAAAUUGGGGAAGGAACUUAUGGUUUGGUGUUCUUAGCCCGUGUUAAACCCCCUUCUCCUCAUCGUGGUAAAUCAAUUGCUAUUAAGAAGUUUAAGCAAUCUAAAGAUGGUGAUGGCAUCUCCCCUACUGCUAUUCGCGAAAUCAUGUUGCUACGAGAAAUAUCCCAUGAAAAUGUGGUUAAGCUUGUGAAUGUACACAUCAAUCCUGCAGACAUGUCUUUGUACCUGGCCUUUGAUUAUGCGGAGCAUGAUCUAUAUGAGAUCAUUAGAUAUCAUAGAGAUAAGGUAAAUCAACCAAUCAAUCAGUACACAGUUAAGUCAUUGCUCUGGCAGCUGCUGAAUGGCCUUAAUUAUCUACAUAGUAAUUGGAUCAUUCAUCGAGAUCUCAAACCGUCGAAUAUUUUGGUUAUGGGCGAAGGAGAAGAACAGGGAGUUGUUAAAAUUGCUGAUUUUGGAUUAGCAAGAGUAUACCAGGCUCCAUUAAAGGCAUUGGCUGACAAUGGGGUUGUGGUGACAAUUUGGUAUCGAGCUCCUGAACUGCUGCUUGGGGCAAAACACUACACUAGUGCUGUUGAUAUGUGGGCUGUUGGAUGCAUAUUUGCUGAGCUUCUGACUUUAAAGCCACUGUUUCAAGGUGCGGAAGUCAAAGGCACACCAAAUCAUUUUCAGCUGGAUCAACUUGACAAAAUAUUCAAAGUCUUAGGUCAUCCAACACCAGAAAAGUGGCCUAUACUUGCGAAUCUUCCACAUUGGCAACAAGAUACGCAGCAUAUUCAAGGGCAUAAAUACGACAAUCCUGGACUUUACAGUGUUGUCCAUCUUUCUCCCAAAAGUCCUGCUUAUGACCUGCUGUCCAAAAUGCUUGAAUACGAUCCUCGCAAGCGACUAACAGCUGCACAAGCACUUGAACAUGAGUACUUCAAGAUGGAGCCUUUGCCAGGUCGCAAUGCAUUUAUUCCCUCCCGGCCCGAAGAAAAAGUUGUUAAUUAUCCUGCUCGACCAGUGGACAGUAAUACUCAUUUUGAGGGAACAGCAACCAUUCAACCACCACAACAGGCUCCACCUCCAAAUGCUGGUAACAUGCAAGGCUCCCAUAUUCCAAACAGAAAUGUACCUCGACAAAUGAGUAUGGUUGGUAUGCAAAGAGUGCCACCUCAAGGCAUAGCGCCUUAUAACAUCUCUUCUCAGGCUGGAAUGGGUGGUGGAAUGAACCCUGGAGGCAUCCCUAUGCAACGAGGAGUGGCUAAUCAAGGUCACCCACAGCAGCAGCUGCGAAGAAAGGAUCCUGGGAUGUUGCCUGGGUACCCUCCACAGCAGAAAUCGAGAAGGUUCUGAGGGAUUUUAUAACUAGGAUAGAAGUUACGUCAAUGUUCGUGCUCACUUGAAGUCCCAACUGGUAGCAUUCUAACAAUUUAAUGGCCACUCCUGCGGUCCUGCCUCACUGCUAAGUACCCUGUAGUAUGCCCAAACAAUGCCAACCCUGGGAAUAGUGAAAACCAAAACCAAGAGAAGCUUGAGCAGUGUGCUUUAAGAGAUGGAAUUGUUGUCUUAAUGUUUCUAAAGCAGAUCUGCUCGGAUUUCUGUGAAAUGAAAGAUGUGUCCCUGAUUUGUCUGUUUGGAGGCAUGUUGAGACGACGGCCACAGCCCGUGUACUGACUGCAUUUGCAGAAAAGCCAUGAAAUGCAGGGGAUUCAGCUGAUCGUAAUUUAGGGUGUUCUGUUGUAACAUUAGUUGCAGAUCUGCGCCAGCGCUUUGGUAUAGCUGCAUGCUGGCUAUAUGUAUGUACUUUGUACAUGCCCCUUUCCACCCCUACUCUAUUUAGAACAGUGAUUAUUAAAAAUUGUAAUUUAAGCCUCAUCUAUGAUAUGCAUCAUUUUUCUUAAUGUUAACUCUUCCUAUCACAUUCAAGAACGAAUGUACAGCGCAUUCAUGGUGGUUGAUCCCAAUAAAAAAUCUGCGUUAAACUUUGUGUUGGA
Chenopodium quinoa (quinoa) is the source of this 2701-nucleotide messenger RNA. Its product is annotated as cyclin-dependent kinase E-1-like. The transcript has 15 exons. Bases 579 to 2060 code for a protein of 493 amino acids. Gene Ontology annotation, biological process: protein phosphorylation. Gene Ontology annotation, cellular component: nucleus; mediator complex. Gene Ontology annotation, molecular function: ATP binding; cyclin-dependent protein serine/threonine kinase activity; RNA polymerase II CTD heptapeptide repeat kinase activity. The record is from RefSeq and is a predicted model, not a curated record. Lineage: Eukaryota; Viridiplantae; Streptophyta; Magnoliopsida; Caryophyllales; Amaranthaceae.